GAUCAUGUUACCAUAAUGAUCACCAAGUUCAAGAAGGACAAUCCGAACUGGGAAAAGUUAACGGGUGAUCCAGAGGAUGGAAAUUUUACAGAAAAAGAAGUCCUCCUUCUGGAAAUCUGUCAACUGGAAAAAGAACAUGCGCGCGCACAAGACAAAGAGAAAUCCGAAGCAGAUCAGCGAAGAGAUCGCCACGAACAGAAACUGAUGUGUGCUGCCAAGAACAGCCGUAAGAAAAGAAAACUACAAGAACAAGAGAAAGACGACGAGCCCAACACCGAUGACGAAUACAAUGCGGGAACGAGCCUACAAAAACCAACGGGAUCAGCGUUAAAGCCUACAAAGGGGAGGAAAAACUGGCAGUCAGCAAUAGCGGGCUAUUUUUCGGACAAGCGCGAAGAGAAGCUAGCUGAUCGCAAACUGGAGGAGAGCAAAUUGGAAAUCGAACGCGAAAAGCUUCGCCUGGAAGAGAAAAGACUCGAACUGGAGACGCAAAAACUGUAUCAGGCAGCACGAGACCGAGAAGCGCUGUACGAAAACAACCGCAUGCUUGGGCAAAUGGUCACGCGUUUCACGGAGAAAAAUACUGGGUAAAAGCACAGCUACAAUUUUGGGCACUGUGAAUAAUUUUGAUGGAGGUAUAAUGAAUAUCAAUGUAAGUUUUGUAUUGGGUUCUAUCCAGAAAACUUUCUGACUUCCGGUUUGUUGUUGUGGUAAUUCUGAUGGAUCUGUUUUUGAUAUUCCCAGUUACUUUAAUUUUUGUCAGAACGCACUGUUUAACUGCACUUUAAUAGCAAUUCUCAAUAUGUAUACAGAAAUUUCAUGACAGCAGCACAGAUCUUUUUUGCUUUCAAUUAUCAUUAAAUUUUG
Molecule: messenger RNA, 867 nt
Organism: Paramacrobiotus metropolitanus
Lineage: Eukaryota; Metazoa; Tardigrada; Eutardigrada; Parachela; Macrobiotidae
Exons: 2
Coding region: 16-591 (191 amino acids)
Source: RefSeq, a predicted model, not a curated record